AUGCGCAGUGUGAGUGGCAUCUCUCGCAUCCAGAGCCCGCUCCCCUCCUCCCUCAGCCUCCGCCUCCCCCCCCUUCCAUCAUUUUCCCGUCUCUUACUCACUCUCUUCCUUACAACAAACAUGGCCGCGAAAUCUGACGGUGCAGCCGUGUGUGAGCGCGUCGAGCCCCCGGAGAGGGCUCCCCGGGCCGAGGCGCGGCCUGUGCCCGAGCAGCGCUACUCUCUGCGGGACUUCUGCUGGACGCUGUGCGCUCUGCUCGUCUUCUUCUCGGACGGGGCCUCAGACCUGUGGCUGGCAGCGGACUACUACCUCCGCACAAACUACUGGUUCUUCGCCCUGACUCUGGUCUUUGUGGUCGUGCCCUCUCUGGUGGUGCAGGUGCUGAGUUUCCGAUGGUUCGCCUUCGACUUCGUGGAGUCGGUGGACGGAGGCUCCGCUGCGGCUGUGGUGGGUGCAGGAGCGGAGCACACCGACCCCAGCCCCAAGGACAGCGGUGAACAGGGCGCUGUCCGCCCCGUAGCCAACGCACUGCUGCCCGGGACCACCGGGACCUCCGGGGGACGAGCUCAGAGCUGCUGCAGCGUGUGCGUGUGGCUCUUCCAGGGGCUCAUCCAUGUCUUUCAGCUGGCGCAGGUCUGGAGGUACGUGCACGCGCUGUACCUGGGAGUGCAGAGUCGCUGGCACUCGGACCCGGAGCGCAGACACUACUUCUGGAGGAUGAUGUUUGAGAGCGCCGAUAUCAGCAUGCUCCGUCUGCUGGAGUCCUUCCUCAAGAGCGCCCCCCAGCUGGUACUGCAGCUCAGCAUCAUCAUCUACACCAACCGUGUGCUGCCGCUCCAGGGGCUGUCGGCCUCUGCUUCGCUGAUCUCCCUCGCCUGGAUGGUUGCAUCGUAUCAGAAAGUCCUGCGUGACAGUCGAGACGACAAGCUCUCCAUGUCCUACAAGUCUGUGCUGGUGCAGAUUCUGUGGCACCUUUUCUCCAUUGGGGCGCGCACUCUGGCCUUCGCCCUGUUCGCCUCUGUGUUCCAACUCUACUUUGGCAUUUUCAUCGUCGCGCACUGGUGCAUCAUGACCUUCUGGAUCAUUCAGGGUGAAACCGACUUCUGCAUGUCCAAGUGGGAAGAGAUCAUCUACAACAUGAUGGUGGGAAUCGUCUAUAUCUUCUGCUGGUUCAGCGUUAGGGAGGGCCGCACUCGCUGCCGCCUGCUCAUCUACAGCUUGACCGUUUUUGUCGAGAACGUGGCGCUAACUACGGCUUGGUACCUGCACCGCGGUUCAAGAAUGUCCGAUUUCUACGCCGUUGUUCUCGUGUGCGUGGUCGCGAGUAGUUACGCCCUGGGCACGUUUUUCAUGUUUGUCUAUUACUGCCUGUUGCACCCCGACGGACCUGUGUCAGGGUGGACUUAUAUCGUCGAAAAGGAAGUUCCAAUUGUAGACAUUGUGGCUUCUCCCGUUUCUAGCCAUCCGCCUGACGUAGUAAGCAGCCCUCCCAGAACUCUGCAAAGAACUAAAGGCACAGAGCCGGGCUGUGGCAUAGACGGAGACGUGUUCCAAGUUCGGGCUCUCCGCGGAGCUAAGGCCUUGGCACAACAACAGCAGCUCUCCCCCAGGACAGAGGGGCCAGUAAUCCGGAUAGACUUACCCAGAAAAAAGUACCCGGCUUGGGACGCACACUACAUAGAUCGCAGGCUGCGUAAAACCAUCCUGGUGCUCGAGAGUGCCGCUCCGGUCACACCCAGGAUACACUACCGCUGCCUGGGCACUGAGAAAGAGGUGAUGGAGUACGAGACCACGGUGUGA
This is a messenger RNA of Knipowitschia caucasica, 1800 nucleotides long. The record is from the annotation of a GenBank genome assembly. NCBI's taxonomy places the organism in Eukaryota, Metazoa, Chordata, Actinopteri, Gobiiformes, Gobiidae.